This is a messenger RNA of Botrytis deweyae, 2275 nucleotides long. RefSeq lists its product as uncharacterized. The transcript is spliced from 3 exons. The coding region runs from base 1426 to 2019 and encodes 197 amino acids. The record is from RefSeq and is a predicted model, not a curated record. Lineage: Eukaryota; Fungi; Ascomycota; Leotiomycetes; Helotiales; Sclerotiniaceae.
AUUGAUCCAGUACCUUUUCCUUACUUCGUCGACGACAGCAACAUCAACACUGCAUUCACCUAUCAUUCAACAUCUAUGCUUAUUGAAUUUUUACAUAUUAGAAGCUUCGCUUUCUUGUAUGUUGGACCAUUGUCACACGAGGUCAUUUCCAAUCACGAUUCCAGCUAUGGCAUUCGUGAUAUCCAUCUCGUUCGAAUGCAGGUGCUAGGAAAAACCAACCACCAAAUGCACCUUUCUCUUCAACAAGCAGUGACUAUCAACCACAUUUUCAGCAGUCAAGUUGCUAUCGACGGGUAUUGUAAGAUACUUCAAAUAACAUUCUCGAUAUUGGCAACUCAAUCCCCAUCAUUGCAACACUGGGUAGUUCUUUCGUGUUGUGAUUGAAUGCAUGUUCAAGGGAAGAUUUAAUUUGAGAUCCUUUCUUAUAUGAUCUUACCGGCGUUUUCCCAUCUUAAUAAGCUUACGGACUACCACAACUACUUUUGAUUCCUUAUGUGAACACUUUUCUUGAUCACUUGCUUACCUGUUAGCUUUUGAUAUUCACAUAGCUGUCAUCCUUGUCAAGUUGUCAUGAUUGAGGUGUAUGAUUUUUUGGUGAUACUAGAAACAUGCAAGUGCAACCCUAGCGGAGUGUUUGAUACUUCGAUGGUGUUCUAGAUGUCCGGAAUAUGAUUUCAAACCCUUCAGCCGCUCAGCUUUCGGACUCGGAGUUAGCCACUUUCAAUGCAUAAUCCAUGCGCGAUGCGAACCGCAUUACAGACGCGUAUACCGUGCGCACAAAUCUGUUUUGCUUAAAGAAUGCGAACUCAGAGCAAUAAGAUCGUCUGAAGUAACACUUUGAAAGGGUUGACAUCUGCCACCUGUCACAUCGCAUCGCAAUGCCCCACUCGCGAUCAGUGCAAACAUCUUUGUUUCGAGUAGCGAUGGUAUCCGAACCCCGAGCGUGCAUCUCAUGAAACGGCCUUUCCGAACUCAAGAUUCCUUACAAUAGCUGAUCUAGGGGCGCCAUUCAAAUUUCUACCAUAUGAGCUGGCCAAUAGAAAGAGUAAAGAAAACUCCCGCAUACAGCUCGCAAGAUUAUAAUCACGUGCCGGAUGUGUUAUGAGUACUUUCGGAUGAGGAAUGCACUUUAAUGCUUCAACUGUUGUGAAUAAAUUAGCUGUAACAAUGAGUUGCGAACGCCUCCUUUUAUUGGAUGUCUGCCAUGGACUCAUGGAUCUUGCUCAAAAUUUACAUCCAUGUAUGUUGACAGCAGAUAAUGUAUAUAAGGACGAUGAAUAACCACCAGAUUUACAACAUCACAUCAUCACAUCAUCGCAUUCAGCUCAUCUCUCAAAAUAAUUGUCCGGCACAAUCUCAACAAUUCACAAUUUUAAAAGACUUCUCAAUCCAUAAUCAUCAGCACAUACAACAACAAAUCUCAAAAUGGCUAUCACUGAACGAGUUAUCUUAUCUGUUAGCGGAGGAGUUGAAGAAUGGAAGGAGGGUCUCAAAUUCAUGCUUCAAACAUUGAAGACUCAAGAUGGUUAUCUUCGCACUCGCUGGGGACCCCACAGCGAAGAUCAACAAAAACUCGAACUUCUCAUUGGUUGGGAAUCUCCUGAAGCGCUCACUAAAUUUCAAACAACCCCCGCUUUCCAAGAAAUGCUAGCCCAAGUAAAACCAAACCUCACCGCCCCCCCAAACCUCAUCAUCAUCGAAUUCAAACCCUACGCCCCCAAAGAAGUAAUCGACGCCCACUUCGUCCAAAUGCUCACCAUCGAACAAGGCGCCGCUUCCGAAGACGAUCUCCGCGCUCAAGUCACCAAGUUCAAGGAUCUAGACGGCUGCACCGGAGUCGCAUCUGGUCUUUCCAAAGACGAUGUUGACGGAAAGGGGAAAGUGUUUGUAGCCGCCAUAGGAUGGGAAAGUUUAGAAGCGAGCCAAAAGGCGAAGGAAAGUAAGGUUGUGGUGCUUAAUGGUGCGGAAAGUCAUCAUGUCAACUUCAGAUUUCCUAUCAAGGGUUUCCGCGGGUUGUAAAAGGGGUAUUGUGGAUGAUUGGGACAAUGAUGAGUAGAGCUUAUCUUGGCACUUAAAAGCUGGUGUAGAUUGGAUUCUGAGUUGACUGCUGGGAAGUCAACUAUUUUGACGCUCCUUUAUUUAUUUCUUAAGGAGUGAGAUAAGAAGCUACCUAGAAUUAUUAUAUGUGCUGGUCACUUCUUAUCUCAUCUUAUCCUACUUCUCUUCCUCGCAUUCUAGUGACCAGUCGUCCAAUUAUAUGACUCGUAUACCCUAU